AUGAAACCGCUUGAACCAUCUAAACCACCAUUAGCAGAUAAUAAUAUUUAUAGUUUAGAUUACGAACCAACAGAAGAAGAAAUACAACCAGAUGAAUUAUUAAAUGAUAAUUAUACAGUUGAAUCAGUUCAUGUUCUAGAUGAACGGACAACCCAUGUCAUCGACGAUUAUAUCAGAUUUUAUCGCGAUUAUGGAAGAAGAGCUGAUUUUCAAAAAUCAUUGAUAAAUCAUGACAAUUAUUCAUUCACCGUUUUGUUAUGA
Messenger RNA from Rotaria sp. Silwood1, 261 nucleotides. The record is from the annotation of a GenBank genome assembly. NCBI's taxonomy places the organism in Eukaryota, Metazoa, Rotifera, Eurotatoria, Philodinida, Philodinidae.